Messenger RNA from Leptidea sinapis, 1271 nucleotides. RefSeq names its product crossover junction endonuclease EME1 (gene mms4). Bases 133 to 1254 code for a protein of 373 amino acids. Gene Ontology annotation, biological process: replication fork processing; resolution of meiotic recombination intermediates; double-strand break repair. The record is from RefSeq and is a predicted model, not a curated record. Gene Ontology annotation, cellular component: Holliday junction resolvase complex; nucleus. The transcript has 10 exons. Lineage: Eukaryota; Metazoa; Arthropoda; Insecta; Lepidoptera; Pieridae.
UAUCAAACAGAAUUUAAACACUACUCUGCUUGAAAAUUAAGAUUUAAUUUGAGAAAUUAGAUUUAAUAUGUAUUGUUUUCUGAUAUUACUUUUUAUAAGACUACGUAAAUAACAUAAGACUAUCAAAAUACAAUGGAUACUGUUACUAUAGAUUUAUCAGAAGACGAUAGUGAUAAUUUAGAUGAUUUACCUGAAUUAAAUUUAGGUGUAAAACGAUCUCAUGUAAAUGAAAUUCCUCAAUCCGGUAGCAUUGGAACACAUACAUGCACAGAUCUAACAAAUGGAAGCACUAAGAACAUUAAUUGUAAAUCAAAACACAUAGACCAAGCAGCUGAUAAACAAUCACUGAAAAUACUCAAACCAGGGGAAUGUAUGAAGCACAUGGUUGUAGAAAUGCACCCAACCCUCAUGGAGCGCUGGUACUGUGCCGAUGUGCUGAGAGAAGUUGGAGCCUCUGGAGCCAGGGUCCAGACCUCCAGUACUCUGUGUGAUGUUGCACUUGUGAUGUGGAGGAGACUGUUGGAACCCACACUCACAAAUUCAAAUGGGAUGGUGGCACUUGCAACUGAAGAGAAAUCUGAUCAUGGACUUUACAUCACACAUCUGGAUGACAUACAGACAUACAUUCACACACAAACAUUGUCAAAACAUAUGAAGGAGGUGGCAGAUCUUGCUGGCUGUAAACUGACCCUUGUUGUAUUUGCACCUAAGAACUAUUUUAAAAGUUCAGGCCGCAAAACCAGCAAUAGUAACCAUAAGAUAAUACAACCUGUUGAUGUUGAAAUGGCUUUGACUGAUCUGCUUGUAAGUUCAGACUGUGAUACCAUUACUGUAACGACCCCAAACGAGGUGGCAUUGACUAUUGUGCACUUCACCAAGGCAAUAGCUGAGGCGCCUUACAAGCAAGCGAAGAGGUUGGUGGACGAACAAGCAGACUUCUAUAUGAGAGGAGACAAUAAGAAAUGUGUUCCUAUUGCUGCCAAUGGGAGUGGCAUAGGCAUGCUGUGGCAGCAAAUGUUGGCAGUGCUGCCACACUCUAGCCUCGAGACAGCGAGAACCAUCCGCGGCCAGUACCAAACGCCCCGGGCCCUGUAUAAGGCUCUAAUGAAACCCAGUGGUGUAGACGAUCUUGCCAAUCUGGGCGUGUCUCGGUCCGCAGUGCCGGGCGCUAAGACCCGCCGCAUCGGCAACGAAUUUGCUAGAAAACUACAUGUACUGUUCACUGCUGACGAUGGUGAUAGUCUUGUUGAAUAAAGAAAUGAAUUACUCAA